AUGGCGAAUUCCAAAUAUGAAUACGUCAAGUCCUUUGAGCAGUCUGAUGUCUUGCUCCCCGAUACGUGGAUCGUCGUUCGAAUCGACGGGAGGGGCUUCCACAAUGAUGGUGAUGCUAUGCUAUUCGUUAUUCGUCUUCUACUAUCCGACAAAUAUGGCUUCGAGAAACCAAACGACCGCCGAGCAUUGGAUCUCAUGAAUGCAGCCGCCGUCGACGUGAUGAAGGAGCUCCCAGACUUGAAUAUUGCAUACGGGGUCAGUGACGAAUACAGAUGGCCGACCUACUUCCCUUCUACGCCACUCGAGCCGCCACACCUCCCUACGUUUGACGGACGAGCAGUCUUAUAUCCGACGACUAAGACAUUGCGAGAUUACAUGAGCUGGCGACAGGUUGACUGCCACAUCAACAACCUCUAUAACACGACCUUCUGGGCCCUGGUCCAAAAGGGGGGUAUGAGCAAUGCAGAUGCAGAGAAGGAGUUGCAGGGCACCGUAUCAUCCGACAAGAACGAAAUCUUGUUCAAGCGGUUUGGAAUCAACUAUAACAACGAGCCGGAGAUGUAUAAGAAAGGAAGCGUUGUCUACCGCCAGUACCAACUAGAAGAACCAAACACAGGAGCAGGAGCAAGCGAAGAACAACAACCUUCUUCCGCAGCAGGAGACAAAGAGAAAGAGCUCUCCCGCUCCCAGCAGGACAAACUGCGCAAACUCCGCCAAAAGGCCAAAGUCGUGGUCGAGCAUGUCGACAUCAUCAAGGAUGAUUUCUGGGCUAGGAGGCCGUGGAUUUUGUCGAAUAGACCGGGGAAGUUACCUGUUGAUAGUUGA
This is a messenger RNA of Rasamsonia emersonii CBS 393.64, 825 nucleotides long. Its product is annotated as TRNAHis guanylyltransferase. NCBI's taxonomy places the organism in Eukaryota, Fungi, Ascomycota, Eurotiomycetes, Eurotiales, Trichocomaceae. The transcript has 8 exons. The record is from RefSeq and is a predicted model, not a curated record. Gene Ontology annotation, molecular function: tRNA guanylyltransferase activity; magnesium ion binding. Bases 1 to 825 code for a protein of 274 amino acids. Gene Ontology annotation, biological process: tRNA modification.